UCUGUCUCUAAAUACUCCCUUCGGCUACCCUUUCGGAGCCGCAAUGGAAUUCAAGAAAGUGGCGUGAUCGAAUCAGGAUCCGAUACCGAUAACCCAAACCGAUCCGAUACGAUCUAUGGAAGCCCUUCUCUCAGGUUCUUGUUCUUCAGGCAUUUCUCUGAAAUCUCGUCUCGGCCAAGAAGGAGCACUCGGAGUUUUGGGUUCCGAAACCCUAGGAAAGCUCUCAUUCUCCUCUCAGUUCCAGAAAAUCUCGCUGAAAUCUUGGGAGAAAAGGCGAUCCCUAAACUCACUCACAAUGCAAACCCUGAUAAGAGCAGAUGGGAGCUCUGAUUCACCCAGGCUCGAUGUCUCUGUGAGUCCAAGGGUCAAUUCCCUCAGGCCUUCGAAAACGAUGGCCAUAUCAGACCAGGCGACUGCACUCGUGCAAGCUGGCGUGCCUGUUAUACGUCUAGCAGCCGGAGAACCUGAUUUUGACACCCCAACUGUAAUUGCUGAGGCUGGGAUAAAUGCCAUCCGUCAAGGCUAUACAAGGUACACUCCCAAUGCAGGCACUUUGGAACUCCGGACAGCAAUUUGUCAUAAGCUAAAGGAGGAGAAUGGGCUCUCAUAUUCGCCUGACCAGAUUCUUGUCAGUAAUGGAGCCAAGCAGUGUAUCCUGCAAGCGGUGCUUGCAGUUUGUUCACCAGGUGAUGAGGUUAUAAUUCCAGCUCCAUUUUGGGUUAGCUACCCAGAAAUGGCAAGGUUGGCUGAUGCAACGCCUGUAAUUCUCCCCACACUCAUAUCAGAUAAUUUCCUUCUAAAUCCAAAAGUUCUUGCUUCCAAAAUAACUGAGAAGUCGAGGCUGCUGAUUCUUUGUUCCCCAUCCAACCCUACUGGUUCUGUUUAUCCCAAGAAGUUGCUCGAGGAGAUUGCUGACGUGGUAGCAAAGCAUCCCAGGCUUCUGGUAUUGUCUGACGAGAUAUAUGAGCACAUCAUUUAUUCACCAGCAACACACACGAGCUUUGCUUCUUUGCCUGGCAUGUGGGAGAGAUCUUUGACCGUGAAUGGGUUUUCUAAGGCUUUUGCAAUGACUGGUUGGCGACUUGGAUAUCUUGCUGGUCCUAAACACUUUGUAUCAGCAUGUGGAAAGAUCCAGAGCCAGUCCACAUCAGGGGCCAGCAGCAUCUCUCAGAAAGCAGGACUUGCAGCUUUAGGACUGGGGUAUGCUGGAGGUGAAGCAGUUGCUACCAUGGUGAAGGCAUUCCAGGAGCGGCGUGAUUUCUUGGUGAAAAGCUUUAAAGCAAUAGAGGGUGUCAAGAUUUCAGAGCCUCAGGGUGCUUUCUAUCUAUUCCUGGAUUUCAGCUCCUACUAUGGAUCUGAGGUCGAUGGGUUUGGGCCUAUCAAGGACUCUGAAUCGCUUUGCCGCUAUCUGCUGGACAAGGGACAGGUUGCGCUCGUGCCUGGAGAUGCGUUUGGGGAUGAUAAGUGCAUACGGAUAUCAUAUGCGGCAUCUCUUUCUACGCUGCAAGCAGCAGUGGAGAAAAUCAAGAAAGCCAUGCUCCUUGUCAAGCCUGCAGUUCCUGUUUGACAAAAAUGUAAACUGGUGUUUGGAGGUGCCUGUAUCCAUCAGCGAUUGAUGUAGUUUGAACUUUUAAGAUUUGAGCGUAUGCAUUUGUACUAUAGUCAUCAAACAGGGAAUAAAAUCAAGUAUGGCAUAUUCAUGCUUUCUUCA
Magnolia sinica is the source of this 1711-nucleotide messenger RNA. RefSeq names its product bifunctional aspartate aminotransferase and glutamate/aspartate-prephenate aminotransferase. Gene Ontology annotation, molecular function: catalytic activity; pyridoxal phosphate binding. Gene Ontology annotation, biological process: biosynthetic process. The record is from RefSeq and is a predicted model, not a curated record. The transcript has 10 exons. NCBI's taxonomy places the organism in Eukaryota, Viridiplantae, Streptophyta, Magnoliopsida, Magnoliales, Magnoliaceae. Bases 116 to 1567 code for a protein of 483 amino acids.